ACGAUCCCCGCAGCAAGCCCGCGCCGACCGCCCCGCCCAUGCGCCAUGGCGACGACGAUGGAAGCGACGCCGACGACUACCCUGCUCGACAUGAUGGACAGCAUGGUAGCGACGCUCCAGAGCAAGCAGCUCGACCUUGAAGCGCUCGGGUGCUUGGAGCAAGGGCUCUUCCUCAAGCGACGCAUGCUCGGCGCCGAGCAUGACGAUGUGUGCAAGAUGUUCCAAGACGUCGUGCUCCUGUACAACAAGCACGCGAUGGAGCAGCUCGGCGCCGGCGCCCACGAGCUAUGCCUCGAACUCCUACGCAAGGCCGACGCGCUCACCAAGCCCGGCAAGUUUGCCUCGCCCGAGUCGCUACGCAUCUUGACGUACAACAACUUUGGCUGCUACUACCGGCGCCUCCACAAGCUCAAGACAGCCCUCAAGUUCCUCUCCGAAGCUGCGUCUCUUGGCGCGACGACGCCCAGCGUCCGCAACCUCUCGGUGACGCACUUGAAUUUGUGUGCGAUCCAGUCCCAGCUUGGCCGCCAUGACGUGGCGCUCGAGCAUGCGCAGUCGGCGAUCUUCCACGCGCAAGAGGAGCUCGUCACAAGCGAUGCGGGCAGCGACGUCCUCGACGCCCAGUCGCGGGAAGAGAAGAUUGUCGCGUUGGCCAUCGCAUAUCACAACUUGGCGGUCGAAUUGGAGUUCAAUGCACGGGGUGACGCGAGUCUCCAGUGGUAUAAGAAGGCGCUACAAAUGGUCUUCAAGUACAAGGACACCAACGGGAAUCUAUGGAAAACGUUUAAAGCCUCGUUCGAUGCAGCCAAGAAGAAACACGCUACCGCGACGUUGCCCGUCGAGAAUGCCAAGCAGGCCCCGCCGCGGUCUCAUCGCCGCCACGUCGCACCGGCCGCAGACGCAACGCAUUCGUACAAGCCGACGCAGCCCUCCAAAGCGACGCGACCGACAACGGCGUCGAGGAAGCGGCCGCCGCCCGAUACGGCAGGUCGACGCUGGCACGACCGCGCGCCGUCACCGCCCAAGCAACCGACGUUUGCUGCUUUUCUAAAAGCAAAGGGACCGACAGCAGAAGCGGCCUUCAAAGUCGCGCCGCCCGACCGUCAAUCCCCGCCACCCCCCUACAGCCGACGACCCACGAGUGCCCACAUUCAAGGGGCCUUCGCCCCAUGCCCAACUUCAGCCCUCCGCGUCCCAGCCCAGCAAACGACGAUCACUACGAAUCUCUUCGACUCGGACUCGGACGAAGAAAUUGUCGAAGUCUUUGAAGCAUCGUCGCCGGCCGUGCGCAUGGAGCGCGUCGAUGUCCGGCGACCACAAGCGCGGGCCACGCUCGCACACCAAACCGAGCUUUCCAACACCACGGGCCUUCCAGAGCGAGUGUCGCACAUUGAAUACCUCAAGCGCCUCCGGCAGUCGGUCGAGACGGGCACUGCCAAUAACGUCGACGCUCGGCCCCACGAGAUCGCCAAGCAACACCGCCUGCAGCUCGAAAUGCACCGAAUACACGACUCAGCUGCGCGCAAGCUACAAGCGCACUACCGCGGGUACCGCGUUCGCCGGCGCCUGCCGCGGGCUUGGGCUGCCUGGGGUGCACCGUCGCCGUCGCGGGUCGAACGCUACCGGCUACACUGCGUCCUCGUGAUCCAAUCCAUCGUGCGCAUGCAUCUUGUGCGGCGGUGGUUUGUCGCCUACCGCCGCCAGAUGCGCGAGGCGCAGAUGCGCGAGGCGCAGCAGCUGGAGGCGACGCGACGCGAACUUGCCAUUCGUGCCCAAGAACGCCGAUUACUUGACGAAGCCAAGCGGGAACUCGCGGCGCGCGAAGCCGAAACACGCGAUCUGCUUGCCCAUCAAGAAGCCGCGCGGGCCAAAGCGGAAGCGGCGUUGCGCGAUGCCGAGGCCAAGCAAGCUGCGGCCCAAGCCGAAGCCGCGGCCUUCAAGCAGCGACUGGCCCAGAUGGAAGCGCAAACAAAGCAGCUCCUUGCACUCAACGAUGUGGAGAAGGCACGAGCGCUACGGGCGCUUCAGGAAGCGGAGAAGGUGAAAGCACUCUUGGCACAGCGUGAAGCCAAGGCCAAGGCGCUCAUUGCAGAGGAGGAGAUGGCCAAGGCGGACGCGGCGCAGGCCAGCGCCACCGCGGCGCGGGUCGCUUGGGAAGCACAAUAUGCCGAAACACAGCGCUGGAUUGACGCCGAAAAAGCCAGCGCUGCUGCUGCUGUCGACACACCCGAGAUGCCUGCGUUGCCACUACCAGCCGCAUCGGUGGAUAGCUCUGAACUGCCGCGAGAGCCAAGUGUUGCCAAAGUCGCGUCCGCUCGAAGAGAGCACGCGCUUGAGUUUGCACAGCAGCUCGAGGUCCACAUCUCCCGAGAUGAUCUCUUGGCAGCCCAGCAACGCGAAGCCAAGCACUUGGCCGCCAGCGUCAUUCAAGGAGUCGUGAAAGGACGAUCCGUGCGUCGCAAACGAGUAUUGCCGCGGGCCAAGCAGCUCGCGGCCCAGCAGCGCGAAGCUCAGCACGUGGCCGCCAGUGUGCUUACAGCACUUUGCAAAGGCAUGGCCGUGCGCCAACGCGCGCUGCACGCGUACGCCCGACACCUCAGCACUCUCGUCAUUUCGCGCUGCCACACGCAACGCGAGCUGACGUCGGCGAUGCAGUUGGAGGACUACGCGUGCGCAGCCACAACGCUGCAGCGCGUCCUUCGAGGCUUCUGGUGUCGCCGCCACAUUGCAACCUCGCGCUACAUGUGGUCGUGCGCCGCGGCACGUAUUCAAGCCAUCGUGCGUGGCCGGCAGUGUCGUCUUCUCUGUACUGCGCUGCGUGCUGGCUACGACGGAGCGAGUCGCAAGAUCCAGCGACUCUUUCGCCGCCACCAGUCGCGCCGCCAGCACUCUGGCACGCGCUACAUUCACACCAUGGCAGCGCACGUCGUGCAGCAAGCGUGGCGACGCUAUCUGGCCAAGAUCGAGGCGAUGGAUGCAAUGUCGCGACGCAUCGAAGGCGGGGAGCGAAACAUGGCAUCGCGAUUGGCCCAGGCCGUCUCUGACGCGCUCUCGCAAUCCUACAAGCAGCAGCUCUCGUUGGUAGCUGCUGAUGCAGUCGACAUGGCAGCGCGCCUCGCCGAGGCAACAACCGUUGCCCUUGGUGCGACCGUGCGAGCGCAAACGGAGACUGUGCUGAGAGUCGAAAUGUCAAUGGCGGGGGAUCUAUCCAGUGGGGUCGUCGACUGGCUGCACCGGCGGCGACUCGACGACGCUGAACGCUCGACACUGCUGGAGGAAGACAUGGCGAGCCGCCUUGCCCAUGCGUUUCUCGAAAAGACGCAUGCCCGUGUAUAUGGCGAGUGGCACACGACGGCGUGCAUGUCGGAGCGACUCACGGACGCCUGCCUCGACCACCUGUACGCGCACGUCAUGACGUCGCGUACUGCGCUGCUGGCGGACGAAGCAGACAUGGCAUCUCGCCUCGCCACCGCCAGCGUUACCUGCCUCAUGGACCGGAUCACGCAGGCCCGGGACACGGCCAACGCUGCGAUACAAGAAAUCGCCGCGACGUCUAUUCAAGCUCGUGUGCGCGGCUGCCUGGUUCGCCAGCAGAUUGUGCUUCCCAAGCUACGCGAAGACGACGUCAACGUCCUUGUGCAAGCUGUGGUGACCGACCGUGCGGCGACAACUAUCCAAGCGCUCAGUCGCGGCGUCGCUGUGCGAAAGCAGCGGCUCGUAAACGCUCGCCAUGCGAUGGCCGAAACACUGCGCCACGUGGACGCGGCGGUACACCAACUGGCAGCGUCGGUGAUCCAAGCGCUUGGACGAGGGUACUUGGUGCGAAAGUUUCUGCCGACAUCGAUCAGCCGCUCGACAGUCGCCUGCAUCAACGACUGCCCACAAGCAGUGAUGACGGCUGAAGCAAACCAAGUCGCGCCAAUAAAUACCACUGUCGCCGCGUCGUGCGGUGACCUUCCUGCAGGCCCAAACGUCAUGGUGGCCGGCACUGCGCCAAACAGUGUAUCUGGUGAAGCAGCGACAAACGUCGACGCGAUUUCGGCCACUGGUUCCGUAUCGCAAGAUGAUGAAGACGAGAGAGAAGGCACGUUUGCUGCACCAAUCACAACGGUUGCGACGUUGGAUGCACGAAUAGCGACGCACAAUCUUCUGCCUCAACACAGCAUGGUGCUCGCCGCGGCUGCUCGAGGAAUCGGCACAGCGCUUUCUCGCCUCCACGACGCUUCCAAGGACGAACAUCUCCAAGUCGCUCUGGAGUGCCUAUCCACUACCAACGCAAACGUCGUCGACCAAUGUGUUGCUGACGCCCAGGCUGCGUGGUUGGCCUCGACGGCUGGACUUGGCUUACAUGCUGCGCUGCAAGUCCAAUUGGCCACGUUCUUUGAGAGCCAUGGCCGAGAUGGGGCCGAGGCGGUGAUCCAGUUGCUCGCCGCGGCAGCGGUCAACGCAGUACAGCGACAUGCCUCGCAAGAUAGCGCGGUCGUCUUGUGCUGCGCCGCUGAGACUGCCGUGCGCGCGUCGAUCGAGACAGCUCUCAGCACCCACGCAGCAGCAUAUUCGGUGCGUUCGAUUGCUGCCACAUCCAUUCAAGCCGUGGUUCGGGGCUGCGCGGUGCGUCGUCGUCGGCUGCAUCAGCAACUCAGUGUCAAAGGCUUUGUAACGCGGCACAUCGCGCGCGAGGUCGCCGCCAUUGAAGCGCUAGCGCUCGUCGCCUCGUCCGCCGACAAUAGUGUGCACCACAUCGCAGCCUCUGUGCUGCAGACCGCGUACCGAGAGUACGUCCGACGUCGAGCGGCCUCGCACACGUCGUCGAUUCUGAAGCAAACAAGUGGUGCGUCGCUCAACGCCCCGCGUCGCGAAAACGACGUUCACGCGAACGAUGCUCCACCGCUCAAGACGCCCGUGAGCGAGGCCAUAAUGCGGACACCACAGGAAGAGACGGAAGCGCGUUUGCCCAGUGCAGUGCCAACGAUCGCAUCCGACGAGCCGAGCUCCGCACCAUCACAUGUCGGCGAAACGAUGCCACCGGAUCUAUUUGAUGUCGAGUUUACGCCUCGGGACGAGCCACCGGGCAGCGACGACGACGACGCUGUUGUGCCACACAAAUCGACGACGACAAACAACCCAUUAAGCAGGGAACCGGACGUUGCAAUUUCUCACGAGCGCCGAGAUGACGUCGUCGGGUCGGACACCGCGUCGUCGCAUCUCUCGCUGCAGUACAGCCAAAGCUCGUUCACAUCUGACAUUCCCAUGUCCAAGUCAAGGUCCAACCACCCCAGCGCCGAGUCGUUGGCGUCCCAGAAGCACAUAUCGUCGUCGUCCAGCAUCCCCGCCUCUUUCGCGUCUUCCGAGGUGCCCUAUUCGUCGAGCCAGGCGUCAUUCGUGUCGGAUAUGCUCGAGGAGGACUUGACCUUGGCGCCCCCAAAGGUGCUCUUGGCGCAAUUGCCGUCGCUCCUGCGCACGGCGUACGACAAGACGCUCGCGGCCGCGGUGCCACGCUUGCGCGUCGAUCCAUAUGAAGUGCUCGGGCGCAACUUGCCGUUUGACGACUAUGUCGAGUCGCUCAGCACCGCGUACGACGACGUCGGCGUCCUGGCCGCCGCCGAUGCCCUCCGCGCCCUUACGCACGUGGACGCAGCGCUCAAGACGCAGGCAAAUUUUGAAUCGCUUGUCGCGGCCUUGAGUCGCAAAGCCGUCGACGACAUCGACGUCUGGACCGAGGACGUGGAAGCCGCUUGCAUGUGGCUGCUCCACGAGUACGUCGCCUCCUAAGUCUUCCAAAUGGACCCAUGGCGCUCCAAAGUGUUGAAAGC
This is a messenger RNA of Saprolegnia parasitica CBS 223.65, 5813 nucleotides long. RefSeq lists its product as hypothetical. Lineage: Eukaryota; Oomycota; Saprolegniomycetes; Saprolegniales; Saprolegniaceae. The transcript is spliced from 14 exons. The record is from RefSeq and is a predicted model, not a curated record. Bases 46 to 5772 code for a protein of 1908 amino acids. Gene Ontology annotation, molecular function: protein binding.